AUGGAGGUGUCAACAUUUGAAGAACUAUACGAAGAUGAAUUGAAGACUAUCGGUUUCAAAAAGUUUAUAAGAAGUGCUAGAGCUCAAGGUAUAGCCAAGAGAGCUCAUUUGGAUUCUUCUGAUGGGCAGGUGAUCGAUGAUCAUGAUCAGUUCUACAGGGAUCACAAGCUCUUGCUCGCGUUAUUUCGCAUCUUGGGGGUCAUGCCAAUUCAGAGAGGAAAGAUCGGGAAAAUAACCUUCGGCUGGUUAAGUGGACCGAUGAUCUACGCCUACGUUUUUUACGUAGUAACCACUGUUAUGGUCCUACUAGUCGGCUAUGAGCGGGUCGACAUUUUACUGAACAAGAGCAAAAAGUUCGACGAAUACAUCUACUCUAUUAUAUUUAUUAUAUUUUUGGUGCCGCACUUCUGGAUUCCGUUUGUAGGUUGGGGAGUUGCUAAAGAAGUUUGUGAUUACAAAAACGGAUGGGGAUUUUAUCAACUUCAUUACUAUAAAAUCGUUGGUAGGAAUUUGAAAUUCCCACAUCUCAGCACGUUAAUAGUAAUAAUAAGCUUGGGUUGUUUGAUAGUAGCAGUGAUGCUACUUCUGACUUUGAGUGCUCUUCUUGACGGAUUUACUUUGUACCAUACCACAGCUUACUUUCACAUCAUUACGAUGAUCAACAUGAACUGUGCUUUGUGGUAUAUCAAUUGUCGGGCUAUAGGAAACGCAAGUCAUGCAUUGGCGGAUAGUUUUCAGGAGGAUAUAGACCAACAUUGUUCUGCAUAUAUGAUAGCUAAUUAUAGGAUUCUGUGGCUAGAACUGAGUGAGUUGCUACAAGCUAUUGGUAACGCAUACGCAAGAACCUAUGCGACAUAUUCUUUAUUUAUGAUCACCAAUAUCACAGUUGCAAUUGAACUCUUUUUGACAGCUAUACGCCUAAAUCCACCAACAGUAUCUCUAAAAGGAUUUUCUGAUGUGAAUAGAAGAUUGGUCACAUCUAGUGUUGCUACUAUAGCUAUAUAUCUGGUAAUUUUACUUCAGUUCAAGAUAAGUUUGGUCAACCUUCACAAUCCGUAG
Molecule: messenger RNA, 1059 nt
Organism: Diabrotica balteata
Lineage: Eukaryota; Metazoa; Arthropoda; Insecta; Coleoptera; Chrysomelidae
Source: the annotation of a GenBank genome assembly